GGUCUUCUUCGUUUAUAUCUAUAUUAUUCAGAAACAAUCUAUAUUAUUCGAAAAAAAUGUUUCGUUGCAAACAGAUCAAAAGCAUCUAAGGACUUCCUCAUAAUCUAUAACUAUCGCUUCAUAACCAAACCAAAAAAGCUUAGAUAUAAUUUCUUUCUCUUCGAUCCUUCGCACUCUACGGAACACACUCUUAAUCGCUUGAAAAUCGGGGAGAAUGGAAAAGGUCGCUGCUUACUAACCAGGAUAAGAAGCUCCCUGUGUUAUAGAAUACCUAUCAUCUCUAGCUUAAGCACCUGAGCGCAAGUCGCCUCAACAACACAAAAAACGCGGAAAUCGAGGUGCUGUUUUUUAAUCGCGCCGCAAAAGUGGGAAGUGAAUCUAUGCUGGAGCUCUUCAUUGCACUGGAAAAUUACAACGAAGAUCUAAUACUGGAAAGACGGGGUCUCCAUACCAGAUCCGUUCGACAAAUGAACAAAAAGCAGAGACGUGAAUCCGCCCAAUUCGUAGCCGAUCUGGAGGAGGGCACCAUGUACAUUGAGCACAUCAAUUGGAUUGACUUCGAUGAAUUCGACCUGCCCCAACCCAUUUACAUCAAUUUGGUGCGCGAUCCGGUGGAGCGGGUCAUAAGCUGGUUCUUUUACGCUCGGAGUUCCUACAAAAAUGCCAUCGAGUACCGAAAGAGGCCCAACCAAAAAAUAAAGCCCGAGUCCUGGUACAAGAAGAACUUCAAUGACUGCGUACGGAGUGGAGAUCCCGAGUGCCAGUACGUGCCCCACACGGUCAAGGACACGAUAGCCAACUUCAAGAGGCAAUCCCUAUUUUAUUGCGGUCAUCACGAUGAUUGCCUACCCUUUAACUCGCCAACUGCCGUGCAAAUGGCGAAGGAGCACGUGGAAAGAGAUUACGCUGUUGUGGGCAGCUGGGAGGACACGAAUGUAACCCUGACCGUUCUCGAGAACUAUAUACCACGCUUCUUUCGCGGUGCGAAGCUCAUGUAUGAAAUGCACAAUAGCAAGAUCACCAAUCGGAACAAGAAUAAGCGCAAGCCGUUUAUAGAGCCCGAGGUCAAGGACAUGAUUCGCAAGAACUUUACUAACGAGUACGAGUUUUACUACUUCUGCAAGCAGCGUCUGUACAAACAGUAUUUGGCACUCAAUCUGAAGGAGUUGGAGGUGCAUGGUCUUCUAAACUAGUUGGGUUGGAGUCCAAGACUCUCUAGUCCCUGAGACAUUAGAUUGUAUUUGGUGAUAUAUGCGCGAACAAAUCUUCACAUUCAAUAAACAGUAGUCAGUAAACCCGUAGACUAGACCCACACAUUAUUUACACCUUGAACCCAUAUCUGUGUCUUUUCGUUUGUUGUGUGACUUAAACCCUAAGCCCGCCCAUGAAGCUUCUAAAACCCUUAUCCCAUAUCCCCUCCC
This is a messenger RNA of Drosophila erecta, 1421 nucleotides long. RefSeq names its product heparan sulfate 2-O-sulfotransferase pipe-like. Gene Ontology annotation, molecular function: sulfotransferase activity. Bases 381 to 1193 code for a protein of 270 amino acids. The record is from RefSeq and is a predicted model, not a curated record. The transcript is spliced from 3 exons. Lineage: Eukaryota; Metazoa; Arthropoda; Insecta; Diptera; Drosophilidae. Gene Ontology annotation, cellular component: membrane.